Rhodotorula graminis WP1 is the source of this 1328-nucleotide messenger RNA. RefSeq lists its product as uncharacterized. Gene Ontology annotation, molecular function: amino acid binding; ornithine carbamoyltransferase activity. Gene Ontology annotation, cellular component: mitochondrion. The transcript is spliced from 5 exons. The record is from RefSeq and is a predicted model, not a curated record. Lineage: Eukaryota; Fungi; Basidiomycota; Microbotryomycetes; Sporidiobolales; Sporidiobolaceae. The coding region runs from base 1 to 1149 and encodes 382 amino acids. Gene Ontology annotation, biological process: L-citrulline biosynthetic process.
AUGCUCAGCUCGUCCUUGGCCCGCACGCGGUGCUCGUGCAUCGCGCGGGUGUCGUACCGCGCCCUGUCGACCGGCUCUGCGCCCGUGCCGACGCUCCACCCGACCCAGUCCAACCUCGCCCCGCCGCACCUCCUCACCCUCGCCGACCUGUCCGUGCCCCAGAUCCAGACCCUCAUCACCAACGCCGUCGCGUUCAAGAAGCACUACAAGAGCCGCGCCAUCCCGCAGGCGGGACGCAUCGCCGGCGCGCAGUUCCAGGAGGAGGGCGCAGGGGCGGGCGAGGCAGAGCUCGUCAAGAGCAAGAGCCUCGACGAGAAGACGAUCGCGUUCAUGUUCUCCAAGCGCUCGACUCGCACGCGUGUGUCGGGCGAGACGGCCGUCAAGCUCCUCGGCGGCGCACCCAUGUUCCUCGGCUCGGCCGACAUCCAGCUGGGCGUCAACGAGAGCCUGUACGACACGUCGCGCGUCGUGAGCUCCAUGGUCGACGGCAUCCUCGCCCGCGUCGGCCACCACUCCGAGGUCGAGACGCUCGCCAAGCACUCGACCGUGCCCGUCAUCAACGCCCUGUCGCACCUGUACCACCCGCUGCAAAUCCUCGCCGACCUGCAGACGCUCGUCGAGCUGCGCACGCCGUUCACGACCGACCUAUCGUCGCUCGAGGGCCUCACGAUCGCCUGGGUCGGCGACUCGAACAACAUCCUCAACGAGAUGAUGGUCACGUACCCUCGCCUCGGCGUCAACCUCCAGAUCGCGACGCCCGAGGGGUACCCGCUCAUGCAGGAGGCGCUCGACCGCGCCAACGACGGCAUCGCCAAGGAGGGCGGCAAGGGCAAGAUCAUCCACACGCACAGCCCUGAAGAGGCCGUCAAGGGCGCGAGCGUCAUCACGACCGACACGUGGAUCUCGAUGGGCCAGGAGGAGGAGUCGGCCAAGCGCCUCAAGGACUUUGCCGGGUACCAGAUCACGGACGAGCUCCUCAAGGGCGCGGCCAAGGACGCCGUCUUCAUGCACUGCCUCCCGCGCCACAAGGAGGAGGUCGACGACGCCGUCUUCUACGGCGACAAGUCGGUCGUGUUCCAGGAGGCCGAGAACCGCAAGUGGACCGCGCUGGCCGCCUUCGACGCCUUCUUCGGCAAGUGGAAGCUGUGAAGGGUCGGCGGCGGGUCGAGCGGGUGAGGAGAGGGAGGUGCGUCGGCGGGCGCACGAGCAUCUUGCAAGUCGAUGUGUGAGCAACGAGAGUGCCGCAUGCCAUCGACGUCGCUUGGCAGGAGAGGCAGACAAAAUGCGAGACGGGUUUCCGCUCGAGCCCUCUCGAGCUCAAGCGCGAC